This is a messenger RNA of Hemicordylus capensis (graceful crag lizard), 2039 nucleotides long. It is a transcript of the gene SRSF6, whose product is annotated as serine and arginine rich splicing factor 6. The record is from RefSeq and is a predicted model, not a curated record. Gene Ontology annotation, biological process: alternative mRNA splicing, via spliceosome; mRNA splice site recognition. Bases 29 to 1066 code for a protein of 345 amino acids. Gene Ontology annotation, molecular function: mRNA binding. Gene Ontology annotation, cellular component: ribonucleoprotein complex; nucleus; cytoplasm. The transcript has 7 exons. NCBI's taxonomy places the organism in Eukaryota, Metazoa, Chordata, Lepidosauria, Squamata, Cordylidae.
CGCUAUUGACCGUGAUGAGGUCGCAGAGAUGCCGCGCGUCUAUAUUGGCCGCUUAAGCUACCAUGUGCGGGAAAAGGAGAUCAUGCGCUUCUUUAGCGGCUACGGCCGCUUGCUGGAGGUCGACUUAAAAAAUGGGUAUGGGUUUGUGGAGUUCGAGGACUCGCGAGAUGCCGAGGAUGCCGUUUACGAGCUGAACGGCAAGGACCUGUGCGGGGAGCGGGUGAUGGUGGAGCACGCCCGCGGCCCCCGCCGGGACAGGGACGGCUACAGCUUCAGCAGCCGCAGUGGAGGAUAUAGCAGUCGGAGAACAUCAGGAAGAGAUAAAUAUGGACCCCCUGUUCGUACAGAAUACAGAUUAAUUGUUGAAAACCUUUCCAGUCGUUGUAGUUGGCAAGAUUUGAAAGAUUUCAUGAGGCAAGCUGGUGAGGUAACCUAUGCGGAUGCUCACAAAGAACGCACAAAUGAAGGCGUAAUUGAAUUCCGUUCUUACUCUGACAUGAAGCGUGCUCUGGACAAAUUGGAUGGUACAGAGAUAAAUGGAAGAAAGAUCAGGCUGGUUGAAGACAAACCACGCUCAAGCCAUAGGCGAUCUUAUUCUGGCAGUAGAUCAAGGUCACGUUCUAGAAGGAGGUCACGUAGUAGAAGUCGUAGGAGCAGCCGCAGUAGAUCCCGUAGUGCUUCAAAAAGUCAAUCACGCUCUAAAUCUAGGUCUCGAAGCAAAGAUCGUUCACGUUCCAGAUCUAAAAAUAGAAAGUCUAGAUCAAAGAGCAAGUCUAAGCUGAAAUUUGACCGAGGUUCACGAUCCCGCAGCAGAUCCAAAGAGAAGUCUGAGAAGUCACGCAGUAGAUCCAGGUCUUUGUCUCGCUCACCCAAAGAAAAUGGCAAAGGAGAAGCAAAGUCUAAAUCCAGGUCAAGGAGCAGAUCACGUUCUAAUUCACCUUCACAGCACCAACCAGCAAAGGCUCGAUCAGAGUCUCCAACCAAGAGAGAUGCAUCACGGUCCCGUUCAAAAUCCCGAUCUCAUUCAAAAUCCCGUUCACGUUCAAGAUCCAGUUCACAAGAUUAAGACUAGAACUCUUCCUUUUCAUAUGAUUAUGGAACACUUAUAUACCAGACCAGAAGUCCUUUUUUAUGUUAGUACUGGAGAAGUUGGUCUGCUUGCUUGCAGAGGGAAAAAUGACUUGAAAAACAAGUAAUGAGGCAAAGGUUUGAAUUAUCUGAAACAUUCUAAAGAUGAGCUUAUAGAAGAGUGACAAAGAGCAGGAAAAGAUUCUCUUUUUGUAGGAAUUAGGGUAAAUCUUGAUUUUUUUUGGUAGUGUCCCAGCAGAAGUAUAUGCUGUGAAGUGGAAAAUGGGUUUUAUAUAAACAUUUUGAUUGCAGAGGACUUUUGGAAAAGGUAAUUCUUCCUUAAUUUUUCAUUAAAGAUUAUGGAAAUUAGUCUAAUUGGGGUAUGGCUUAUGUCUAAAAGUGCACGAGAACCUUACUGAACAGGUCAGAGGUGCUUGUUAAAGCUAAGUAAAAUUUGGGCCAGCAUUGAUUUUGAAUUGAAACACUUCACUUGUGAUGUACUUUAACUUGACAAAAGUAACCUCUCAGCUGCUUUCUCACUGCCUUGAGACAUUAGUCAAAAAUGGUCGCUUCUAGCUUUGCAUGAUGCAGUUUUGCCUAAUGAGAACAAUGCUAAAGCUUAAAUAUGAAGUGAUGAAUUGUUUGAACAAAACUCUAGGCGCCACAUUGAUUCCUGGUUCCCACAUUCUUGGUUAUCCUUUUAGUGACACAUUGACUAUCUUAAAUCAAUAGAUGAACUUACUUGUCCUGUGGGAAUGUCCUGGAGCUACAGAUCUAGUCUUAAUGGCUUCUCUAAAGCUAGAGUUGCCACUUCAAUUCAUGCGACAGCAUAGAAUCCAAUCCCAACAUAUUUUAUUGUAUGUAACAAAUAAAUUGAUUUAGCUACAAUAGCAAAACAUUAGAGCAGCGUUGUAAUCCUUAUACCAUGUAUAGUUUGACUUACAGGAAAUUAAAUCAGUGACUCAAAUGUU